GGAGCACAGAAUAACAGAUGUCCAGAUAAGAAAAAGAUUAAAAAAAUCAAACAUUUACUAAAAAACCUCUUGGGUAAAAUAAAAUGACUUCCAGAAAGAAAAUUCAGGCUACAUGGCUUCCGAAGCCUGUUUGGUACAAUUUUCCUAUGACUAAAGGCCUCUAUCAUCACCGAAAAGCAGUUGGAAUCAUAUUAGCUGCCAACAGUAAAAUGGAAUGCGUUUUCAUGAGUCAGAGUCUUCGCCAAGUGCAAGUGCGUCUACUCAACGAUGACAGUUCAACAGAGGGCAAUUUUUAUAUUCAAAAUUCCCCACCAGGACGAGCAUCAACUGUCAGUAUUGACUCUGUAAGUGUUCCAUUCAUAGAUUGUGAGUACCUUGAAAAUCCUCCUAAAGAUAAUCGAGAAAUCAGCAUAAGCUAUCCAUCGGGUUCAAAAAUUCUUCCCAUCUUUCGUUUUGGUGACAAUUUAGAGGAUUUCUUCAAACUCUGGGAUACCCAAGAUGCAGAAUUUGCUUACGUAGAAUCAGAUUACUUCGGUCUCCUUAUACCGAAAGUGGACAAAGAGACUGCGAGAAAGUUACCUGACGACAAAAAUCUCAAUCAGUUAAUUAUUUUCUACGACCUUAUAUUUACUACCUACAGUGACUUUGAUAGGGUUGUCAUUUGAGGAAACUGGCACCAAUCAAAACGUAAGAAACAGGUUUUUUCUGAAAGCUGACAAAAGUGGAGCUGGGUUAGCGUAUUACACUCACGAGUUUACGGCUGUGAACUCAGGAUCAAUGAAAUCCUUCUGGCUGGAUAUCAAUACAACAAACUGGGGGGCGUUGCAUGAAAUUGCACAUGGACACGAACUGACAGGUAUAGGUGAUGAAACAUUAUCUGUUACUGAAGUAUGGAACAACAUUUUAUGCUUCUUUUAUCAAGCCAUUGCGUUUGGUAAGAAUAUGUCAUGGGAAGGUUCAAAACAAAGGGAAAUGGACCUUACUGAAAUACUCAGAAAGGGAAACGAAGUUGAAAAAUGGGAUUUAAUACCGAAAUUAUCAUUUUUAACGCACAUGUUUUUUAAAGUUGGUCGGAAAUCUAUUACACGUUUCUACGAACUUAAUCGCGAAGAAUUUGAUGGCCGUCCUUUUUAUGCCAGUGGAACAUUUUUAAUAGAAAAACUGAUGCACUUCUUUGCAGUUGAGUUUGCUGUUGAUGUUCAUCCCUUUAUGAAACUGGUAAAAGCAGUAAUACAAGAAGAAGAGCUGUAUGAACAUUACUAUGUUUUAUCCAGUGUCGCCUAUCCUCUGAACUACAUCAUAAGCGAUGCCAAGGAAAUGCAAAAUGUUUAUAACAAUUUGGGUCUACUGCACUUGACUAGUUUAGUUACACCAUCGGAUUUGAGUUCCACUGAACUGAAAAAUGAUUUCACUGUUAACAUAGAUAACCAAAUAUUUGGUGUCUUGUCCGGCAAUACACUAAAACUGAUGGAUGGAUCUCAAACUGUAACCGAGCAAACAAUACUGAGUCAAAAUAUUACUUUUAAGGAUGUACCUAUAGGAGUAUACAAGAUUUUUAUUGAGCCAAAUACUAAGAAUGCAAAACUUGCCUAUAAUGAUUUUUAUGGCAUAGUUCAUGCCAAUAAACCUAAUAAACUACUCCUUUCAGCUAAGGAAAUGAAGAAACCGUCACUUCCAACUGACAAAAUUAAAUUUCUUGCUUACAAAGAGGAAGAAUUCGCAACUCUCACAGCAAAUCCUUUAAAAAAAUUACUAAAGUUUAGAUUUUACAAAGCGUACCCCAACGGUUUUUUUAAAUCCCAAAUUUACGUAAGUAUAGUUGUAAAGAAUCAGAAAAACGAAGUUAUUUUUAGCAAAGUUAUAGAGGGCACUAGUAGUGACACUGGAUCUUUCGACAUACCUAUGGAAGGAGAGAUGCAAAUUGAAAUAUUUCACACGGAAACACCAACACACCUAAAAUUUGAUGAUCCAAUGAUGGAUAAUAAUAAGUAAUAUAAGAUCGUAAUAGUUUGACAAACUAUUUCACUGCAAAUGAACAAGGCUUUCAAAACAAAUACAAGAGUUCACCGAAAGAUUUGUUAGAAAAGAAUUUCUUGAAGAAGAUUGAAUUUAAAGCAAGUAAAAUGAAAAGUAAGAUGUCCUUGUAUGUAAGACCUCAUUGCCAGCCCAAAUAUAACAUACUUUUAGCUGUGGAAGCUUUUGAACGUUUGUUCAGGAAUAACAGCGUCGAUAAAAGCUUGAGAAAUCAUCAUAAAGAUUGUUUGCCAUCCCCUUAAAAUAACGGCCCUGAAGUAAAAAAUACGAAUGAUCAUUAAAACAAAGUUUUUGCAAUUUUUAUAUUAGAAAAUAUUUAAUUUAUUAUUUAAUUUUUUUUAAAACUUCAAAAAGAUAUAAAUAAAACUUUCAAGAGAAGGAGACAAGGCGGAACGGAAAAGCAUGUCUUAAAGCGACCUUACAGAUCUCGAAAAAAGUAGAAGACAUCUAAUUUCGAUUUUGAAUUGAAUUCCAUUAUUCCUAUUUCCCUUCAGUAUUCUUUUGUAAACGUAUAAGCAAUAUCGAUCAACUCGAAGCAUUGCGUAAUUAUCAUGAUGAAUAAUUUUUUUUUUAUUCAAAUGAUAUUUUAUAUCUUUAUGCAACUAGUUACAAAAAUAAUUACUAAACGUCACAAAAUUAACAAUGAAUCUAUAUGAAACUUAGGACAAGGAAUAAGAUAUAUCUUAAUGUUCUUGUACCUUGAACUGUAUGUACCUUUCUUAUGUUUUUGUACCUUAAAUAUUUUUAAUUUGUUUCAUUAUAAGUUUCACGAUGAUAAUUUAAUAUAUGCUAUUUAUGAGCUGAUUUGUUACUUUUUUUAUCUUUAUCCAUUGCAAUUUAUAUUUUUUAAAAAAACUCUAUCAAUUAAAGUUCCUAAUAAUGUGAAGUUUUUUAAUAUUUUUAUUAUUGUUUUUAUACAAUUGAAAUUUUCUUCCUAUAACACAAUUUAUAUUCUUCAAGAUCUUAAUUUCUACGUUUUCUUCAAUAAUGAGAUAAAAUAUUAAAAUUGAAAUAUAAACUCUGAUAUAUUUUUUGAAACUAUUUGUGAUAGAGCUUGUAUACUUCCAAAUGCUCAAUUGAUAAUUUAUGCAAAUUACAAAACAUUUUGUGUGAAAAUUUUGAAGUCU
This is a messenger RNA of Parasteatoda tepidariorum (common house spider), 3161 nucleotides long. RefSeq lists its product as uncharacterized. The record is from RefSeq and is a predicted model, not a curated record. Lineage: Eukaryota; Metazoa; Arthropoda; Arachnida; Araneae; Theridiidae.